Aureobasidium uvarum is the source of this 303-nucleotide messenger RNA. The record is from the annotation of a GenBank genome assembly. NCBI's taxonomy places the organism in Eukaryota, Fungi, Ascomycota, Dothideomycetes, Dothideales, Saccotheciaceae.
AUGUUGGUUGAGAACAGCGACAAGAUCAGCAAAUUGUACAGCCGUACCUUUCAGGCUGAACGUGAUACCGCCGAGGUUGAGCGUCAGCUUGCCUCUGUUGAAGGCCAGCAAGAGGAACUUAGCCAUUGGCUCGAUCACUAUGAACGUGUUCUGAACGACAUGGCCGCUAAGGCUGGUGGUGUUGACAGCGGUGUUGAUGCUGAGCGCGAGAGAACGUACGUAUAUUCCGACAUCUCCCUAAAAGGACACAUGCUAACUAUUGCCACAGUUACCAGACUGCCGAGCGCUGCUCUGCUCGCCUGA